Molecule: messenger RNA, 1362 nt
Organism: Vicia faba (fava bean)
Lineage: Eukaryota; Viridiplantae; Streptophyta; Magnoliopsida; Fabales; Fabaceae
Source: the annotation of a GenBank genome assembly
AUGCCUCCAAUCUUGCCUGAUUUUUCUAGCUCAGUUAAGCUCAAAUAUGUCAAACUUGGUUACCAAUAUCUUGUUAACCAUAUCAUCACUCUCACUCUUAUACCUAUCAUGAUUGGUGUUUCCAUUGAAAUUAUACGUUUAGGUCCAAAUGAACUUCUGAAACUUUGGAAUUCACUUCACUUUAACCUCGUUCAAAUCCUAUGUUCUUGUUUCCUUGUCAUUUUCAUAUCCACGGUUUAUUUCAUGUCGAAGCCUCGUACAAUCUACCUUGUCGACUAUGCUUGUUUCAAACCCCCGUUUACUUGUCGUGUUCCUUUCGCUACUUUCAUGGAACAUUCGAGACUUAUCCUCAAAAAUAAUCCGAAAAGUGUCGAGUUUCAAAUGAGGAUUCUUGAGCGGUCUGGUCUUGGCGAAGAAACUUGUUUACCGCCUUCCAUUCAUUAUAUUCCGCCGAAACCAACCAUGGAAGCAGCAAGAGGUGAAGCUGAGCUUGUAAUUUUCUCAGCUAUGGAUUCUUUGUUCGAGAAAACCGGUCUUAAACCGAAAGAUAUAGACAUUCUCAUAGUCAAUUGUAGUCUUUUUUCGCCAACACCUUCUUUGUCUGCUAUGGUGAUUAACAAAUAUAAACUCAGAAGUAACAUCAAGAGCUUCAAUCUUUCUGGAAUGGGUUGUAGUGCGGGACUCAUUUCGAUCGAUUUAGCUCGCGAUCUUCUUCAAGUUCAUCCGAAUUCAAACGCGGUCGUUGUUAGUACCGAGAUUAUAACACCAAACUAUUACCAAGGGAAUGAAAGAGCCAUGCUUUUGCCGAACUGUUUGUUCAGAAUGGGCGGUGCAGCGAUUCUGAUUUCGAAUCGAUCGUCUGAGAAACGGAGGGCUAAAUACAGAUUAGUCCAUGUUGUUAGAACACAUAAAGGAGGUGAUGAUAAAGCAUUUAAAUGUGUGUUUGAAGAAGAAGACAAAGAGGGCAAAGUCGGAAUUUCACUUCAGAAAGAUCUCAUGGCAAUUGCAGAUUUCAAACAAGCUUUCGAGCAUUUCUGUAUCCACGCUGGUGGUCGUGCUGUCAUCGAUGAGUUACAGAAGAAUCUUCAACUAUCAACCGAACACGUGGAAGCGUCGAGGAUGACGCUACAUAGAUUCGGUAACACAUCCUCUUCGUCGCUGUGGUAUGAGCUUAACUACAUUGAAUCCAAAGGAAGGAUGAAGAAAGGAGAUAGGGUUUGGCAGAUAGCAUUUGGCAGUGGAUUUAAAUGUAACAGUGCUGUUUGGAAAUGUAACACAAGUAUUAAAACACCUGUCCAUGGACCUUGGACAGAAUGCAUCGAUCGUUAUCCUGUUCAUAUUCCUGAGAUUGUGAAACUCUAG